AUGCUCUCUUUAUUAUUAGUAUAGAUAGUGAGUUCAAUGCCAAUUUAUGGAAAUUUCUCUUAAAAUUAUUAUUAUGUAGAAUUGAACAAUAAAAGAUGGAUUUUAGAUUAGAAUUUUGAUGGUGCAAUAGAAUUAUUAUUAGGAUGUGAAAAUAAUUAAUCAAAAUUUCAUCAUUUCUAAGCUUAAAGAUUUAUAUUAAUUGGAGCAAUCCCUUUAGAGAGAAAAAUGAUAGGAUAAAUUGAUGAUGUUAAUUACAUUUGUAAUGAUACUUCUUGUCACAUGAAGAUAGGAGAUUUAAUAAUUUAAAAUUUUUGUGGAUAAAUGUAUACUUACUUUUAAGAAAUUAACAAUUAUUUAGGCCUUGGUGGAAUAAUACAAAAAUUUAAUAGCUAAUAGUAACUUAAAUUAUGUUUGGCUUAAAAUGGGGGUUAUAUGAAAAUUGGUAAUUUUUAAAAGGAUGACUAAAUUAUUUAAAUUGAUUAGAUGAAAUCUAUAUGCAAUUAGGAAUCUAAUUGUUAAUAAAAUAGAUUGAAAUUAAUCUCAUUAGAAAUUAAAUAAAAUUUCUUAUUUCCAAAUAUUUAUGAAACAGAUGCAGAAAUAGAUUUCACUAAUACAUAUGUUGUCUUUCCUAAAAACUUAUAUCUCUAAUUAAUAAAAUAAUUUUUAUGUUAAGGAUUUUUCUGUCCUUAAAGAAAUGAUAUAGAUGGAUUAAUAUGUUAUGAUAAUGAUUAUAAUAAUAUAGAUAAAUUUUAUGAAAAGUUUCCUAAGAUAAGCUUUUUAUUUAAUGAAAGUUCAGAGUUUAUUUGGUUUCCAUAAGAUUAUUUAGUUACACAUGAUAAUAAGACUUAUUGUUUUCCUGUAAAAAGAGGAAGUAAUAUUAUUUAUCAUUUUAAAAAGUUGGACAAAUUAUCCUAGGCUAACCAUUUAUGAGAAAUAAAGAGUUUAUUUUUGGAAGAGAGAAACUAAUUGUCAAUUAUUAAAAUUGUUCUUUAGAAACUAGUCUUGAUGCUCCUACGAUAUCGAUAUCAAUACCUUUGAUAAAAAAAUUGGAAAUCCCAAAAUUUCUUACAGGAAUUUCAUUGUUCAUCUUUACAUUCAUCAUUUAUUACAUUUUAUUUAAGAUUAAAUUAAGGAAAACAAAUUAAUAAUUGAUUAAUCCACAUAUUCAAUGA
Messenger RNA from Paramecium primaurelia, 1172 nucleotides. NCBI's taxonomy places the organism in Eukaryota, Ciliophora, Oligohymenophorea, Peniculida, Parameciidae. The record is from the annotation of a GenBank genome assembly.